AAAUUGAGUUUCACGAUAAUUUGAAAAUCAGUCCUGUCGGCUGUCCUCUCAGAAAGUAUAAAUGCUUGCCUAGAGCUGUGCACUGGAGGCGAUUAAUCGUCACCGACCCAUCUCUAGAUUCAUCCAGUUUGACAGUUUAAGUCCCAUUAAUGCCUCUGUAGCUCAUUUCUUUCCUUGGGUGUACUUUUUGGAUAAUCGAGCUAUUAUAACUUUCCCAUUUCAUGUUCUCGGUCCAUCACUGAGCAGAAAGUCUUGAUUGAGCUCAGAGAGAGUGAGAGAGAUGGGCGUGCCUUCGUUUUACAGAUGGUUGGUGAGGAAAUAUCCGAACAUAGUGGUGAGAGCAAUCGAAGAGAAGGAUGAUACGGAUAGUUCUGCACCAAACCCAAAUGGGGGAUUCGAUAAUUUGUAUCUCGAUAUGAAUGGGAUCAUCCAUCCCUGCUUCCAUCCCGAGGAUAGCGUUUUUCCUCCGACGACAUUCCGGGAGGUGUUCAAGAGCAUUUUUGAGUACAUCGAUAGGCUUUUCAGCAUUGUACGUCCACGAAAGCUACUGUACAUGGCAAUCGAUGGAGUAGCACCUCGUGCGAAAAUGAACCAACAACGAUCAAGACGAUUCAGAACUGCAAAAGACAAUGAAAUUGCCGAAGCAGAGGAAAGCAGGAUAAAAAAAAUGUUUGAAAUGGAAGGCAAACAUGUUCUUCCAAAAGUAGAGUCUGAAGUUACAGAUUCUAACAUAAUUACUCCAGGGACGAAAUUUAUGUUUGAAUUGUCGAAGGCCCUGCAAUCUUACAUCAGUGAAAGGCUAAGAAAUGAUUCAGGUUGGAAAGAUAUUAAGGUGAUCCUUUCAGAUGCCAAUGUUCCUGGUGAGGGGGAACACAAGAUAAUGUCUUUUAUACGCGUACAGCGUACCUCUCCAGAUUAUGAUCCAAAUACCCGGCAUUGCCUCUAUGGUUUAGAUGCUGACCUUAUAAUGCUAGCCUUGGCAACACAUGAAGUGCAUUUUUCGAUACUUAGAGAGGAUGUGCGCAUGCAGGAGCAGCAAUUAAGCUGUGAAUCUGUAUUGGAGGCCAGUCUUUCAGUGGUGGAAUAUAAUUCUGUAAAGUCAAGUUCUUUUUGCCAAGAUCAAAAGGGCAGAGAAAAUGCCUCAUUGAUUAAAAAGCCAUAUGAGUUUAUGAACGUCUGGACCUUAAGAGAAUAUUUAGAGCUUGACAUGAAGAUAUGUGAUUUUCCUGAGAAUUGGAAGGACAUUGACUUUGAGCGCAUUAUUGAUGAUUUCAUCUUCUUAUGCUUCUUUGCUGGAAAUGAUUUUCUGCCUCACAUGCCCAGUUUGGAAAUUCAUGAGGGGGCUAUCGACUUGCUCAUGGCCAUCUACAAGAAAGAAUUCAAGAAUAUUGGUGGUUAUUUAGUUGACAUGCAAAGGGUAGGAGAUAAGAAAAGUGGGUAUGUAAAAUUGAAAAGAAUUGAGAAAUUCAUCAUCUUGGUUGGUGCAUAUGAAGAGAGGAUAUUCAAGAAAAGAUCUGACUUGCUGGAGCGAAAGCUAAGAAGGAUUUUAUGUGAUGCUAUUGAGGAAGAAGAUCAAGGUGGCAAUAAUGAGCUCGACAUGAAUAAUGAUCAUCUUGACUUGCCUGGUGGAAACUCCCCAUCUUCCAAAAUUACGGGAACAGUUUCAGAAAAUGACAAAUCCUUAAGUGGGGCAGAAAACUGUUCUGCAGAAAAUUAUGAAAUUUUGAGGAAAAAUACGAAGGAGUUGAGAGAAAAGUUGAAAGAGAACAUCCGUUGUAAAUCUGACAUGUUUAAAAAUGGUGGUUUGGGCAUCAACAAAGUAAGACUGGGUUAUGCUGGAUGGAAAGAAAGAUACUACAAAUAUAAAUUUUCUGCAGAGACUCCUGUGGAUAUUGAAUGUACAAGGAAAGCAGUAGUUGAAAAAUACACUGAAGGGCUUUGCUGGGUCCUUCUAUACUAUUUUUCUGGAGUUCCAUCUUGGACGUGGUACUACCCAUACCACUAUGGGCCAUUUGCUUCAGAUUUGAAAGGUCUUUCUCAAGUCAAAUUGAUGUUUGUAGACGGCUUACCGUUUAAACCUUUUGAUCAACUCAUGGGUGUUCUUCCUCCAAAAAGUGCCCAUGCACUUCCUGAAGCAUACCAAACACUCAUGACUAAUGAAACUUCAAACAUAAUUGAUUUCUAUCCUAGUGAUUUUGAAGUUGAUAAUGAUGGAAAGCGUUUUAUGUGGCAGGGAAUCUGUAAGCUUCCUUUUAUCGAAGAAGAUCGCCUUCUAUCUGAGACCAGAAAAUUGGAGAAGGAGCUACAGGAGGAUGAAGUAGUGAGGAAUGCAGAGGGUGCUGAUCGAAUGUUUGUCAGAAGUUUGAACUCUUUGGGAAAACAAAUUCUAUCUCUUAAUAAAAUUCCAGCUUGCCAUGAACAAAAUGAAUGGAUCAAGAUUGACACCAGUUUGAGUGCUGGUAUCAGUGGGUUUAUGGAUCUUUCUUAUAAGGAUAUAGAGUUGGGUACGUCAGUUUCUUCUGGAAAUCAUUCUAACAAUCUUCAAGGAGAUGAUGUCUUACUCGUGCUUUAUAAAUUGUCCAAUGGUCAUCUUCACAAGCCACGCACGCUUGAGGGAGUAAAUUUCCCGGAAAAGACAAUUACUGAAUCUGACAUUGAGGAGACACACCUCUGGCAUGAGUAUGCAGGCAGCAAACCCAGCACAAGGUCUCAUCAAGAAAGGAGCAGAAGAUCUUGGGAAAAACACAAUUCAACUAGUUCAUCUUGUGAAAAUUAUAAAGUUGCUGGCACCAGACAGAGAGGUCGUGGCGGCGGCCCAGAAAAGACAAUUAGUGAAGCUAAUAUUGAAGAGGCACAACUCUGGCAUGAGAACCUUUGCAGCAAACCAAGCACAAGGUUUUCUCAAGAAAUGAACAGAAAAUCUGGAGAAAAAUGCAAUUCAAUAAAUUCAUCUUGUGGCCAAAUUUACAGUGUUGCUGGCACUGAAUGGAGAGGUCGUGGUGGUGGUCCAGAAAAGGUGAAUGCUGGCCGUUCCAUGGAAUAUUACAAGCAUUGUGGAACCGCUCCAAUUGGAUAUGGUGAUGGGGGAAGCACAAUCCCCAUUGCUCCAUAUUCCUCUGAAUUUGUUGGGCAAUUUAGACCAGUCUCAUUUGGGCACAGUGUGUGCAGUGAAACUGUUUCGUUGCUCCCAACAUCUUCAGCAGGAGAAGUGAAGGCUGCUAGUUCAAGUUUGGGUAAAACCAUCCCUGGCACUUCCAUAGAAGAUAAUUGGCAUUGUAAGACCAGUCCAUUUGGAUAUGGUGGUAGUGGAAAUGCAAUCCCAGUUGCACCUCAUUCCAUGAAGCAUGUUGGGCAUUUUAGUGCUGCAAGUUCAAGAGAAGUGAAGGCUGCAAGUUCAAGCUGGAGUGAAGUGGUAAUUUCUGGUCGAGCUGAACCGUGCAGCAUUGAAAAUUCGAAGAUACUGGAUUCUAACAAGGAUGCUUCAAGAGAAAUGAAGGCUGCAAGUUCAAGUUGGAGUAAAGUGGUGAGUUCUGCUCGAGCUCAACCGAGCGGUUUUGAGAAUUUGAAGAUAUCAGAGUCUAACAGGGACAUCACUACACAUGAGAGGUUUCAGGCAGCAAACAACAAUUACUGGAUUCCAAGAAAUGAAGGUGUAUAUAACAGCGACCAUGGGAGGGCAGCAAACAACAAUUACUGGAUUCCAAGAAAUGAAGGUGUAUAUAACAGCGACCAUGGGAGGGGGAGGGGGCGGAGGUUGGGGCAGGGCCGGGGGUGGGGGCGGGGGCAUGAGCAGAGCUCACAAUUUGUUCAUGCUUUUUCUGGUCAAGGUGGUGGUAGAUGGCAACCAAGCUCAAGUGGAUCUUCAGGCUAUACUGGACUGCCUUAUGAUUCAUACUGUGCUGCUGCUACUCCAAUGCAGGGGCAUGGAAGAGGCCAUUUUGUGGCCAACACUUCCACAGAAUGGAGCUCAAGGGACUACAGACCAAAUGGCGCGAAAAGGCAUGGCCAUUAAUAGUGUUUGAAGCUGAGCGGUGAUCUGUCUAUGACUUUUUAGUACCAUGGUAUGAACUUGAUUUAAGGGCUGAUCUUGUUUCCAAUCCCGCUGGGUUCAAUUGAAUUACCCCUUGAUUUAGGUCCCCGUUUUUCUUUUGGUCCAUUGAGGGAAUUGUCUAGUUAUGCAUAGCUCAGAAUGGUCAAACAAGUGCAUGAUUAUGGAAUGGUUUUGUUUUUGUGUUUAGUUAUUUCAGCUGAUUGUGUAUUGGAAAUGGAAUAUACUCAAUGAGUGCAGGGCCAGGGAAAUGGAAGAAUUUUGUUAUUCAUCACAAGAGAAUCAAUAGUGUGCAGUGUUGGGAGUUGAUAUUCUCUCAAUGUUAACUCA
Molecule: messenger RNA, 4378 nt
Organism: Malania oleifera
Lineage: Eukaryota; Viridiplantae; Streptophyta; Magnoliopsida; Santalales; Ximeniaceae
Product: 5'-3' exoribonuclease 3-like
Exons: 25
Coding region: 281-4012 (1243 amino acids)
Biological process (GO): nuclear-transcribed mRNA catabolic process
Cellular component (GO): nucleus
Molecular function (GO): RNA binding; 5'-3' RNA exonuclease activity
Source: RefSeq, a predicted model, not a curated record